This is a messenger RNA of Arabidopsis thaliana (thale cress), 1455 nucleotides long. Its product is annotated as alpha/beta-Hydrolases superfamily protein. The coding region runs from base 1 to 1455 and encodes 484 amino acids. Lineage: Eukaryota; Viridiplantae; Streptophyta; Magnoliopsida; Brassicales; Brassicaceae. The transcript has a single exon. Gene Ontology annotation, cellular component: plastoglobule; chloroplast. Gene Ontology annotation, biological process: lipid metabolic process. The record is from RefSeq and is marked reviewed. Gene Ontology annotation, molecular function: glycerophospholipid phospholipase A1 activity; galactolipase activity.
AUGGCCUUGAUCCAAAACCCUAAUAUGAAACAUGCUCCAUUUCUAAGAAACAGAUCUCCACAACAAACACUCUUUAUUCCGUAUACUCUUUCUCUCCCUAUUUCUUACCAAAACCCCAAAAGACUUAAAACUGCUAAUUCUUCUUCUUCUUCUUCUCUAUUAGCACCAGUGAUUCUAAAUUCUCCGGUUGCUUCUUCUUCUCCUCCUCCGAUAUAUUGUGCACCAAAGUUUCCUUGCUCCAGUGGGGCAGCGACUGUACCCUUAUCUCGGGUAUGGAGAGAGAUACAAGGAUGUAACAACUGGAAAGAUCUCAUCGAACCUUUGAACCCUCUUCUCCAACAAGAGAUCACUCGCUACGGCAACUUAGUUUCCACUUGUUACAAAGCCUUCGAUCUAGACCCUAAUUCCAAACGUUACUUGAACUGCAAGUACGGCAAACAAACCCUACUUAAAGAAACCGAAAUCGACCAACCUGAGGACUACCAAGUCACAAAAUAUAUCUACGCCACACCGGAUAUUAACAUCAACAUCAGUCCUAUCCAGAACGAGAUGAAUCGACGAGCGCGUUGGGUAGGUUACGUUGCAGCUUCAUCCGAUGACUCGGUGAAACGUUUAGGGAGGAGAGACAUUGUGGUGACGUUUCGUGGAACGGUAACUAACCCUGAAUGGUUGGCAAAUUUCAUGAGCUCUUUAACUCCUGCUAGGUUCCAUCCUCAUAACCCGCGUCUCGACGUGAAGGUUGAAUCCGGGUUCUUGAGUUUAUACACAUCAGAUGAGAGUGAGAGCAAAUUCGGACUAGAGAGCUGCAGACAACAGCUUCUGUCCGAAAUCUCGAGAUUGAUGAAUAAGUAUAAAGGAGAAGAGAUGAGUAUCACACUCGCUGGACAUAGCAUGGGAAGCUCAUUGGCUCAACUUCUUGCUUAUGACAUUGCGGAACUAGGUUUAAACCGGAGGAUUGGCAAGGGAGAUAUUCCGGUGACCGUGUUCUCUUUCGCAGGACCUAGGGUUGGUAACUUGGAGUUUAAAAAACGUUGCGAAGAGCUAGGUGUUAAGGUCUUGAGGAUCACUAACGUCAAUGAUCCGGUCACAAAACUUCCAGGUGUUUUAUUCAAUGAGAAUUUUAGGGUUUUAGGUGGUUUUUAUGAGCUUCCAUGGAGCUGUUCAUGUUAUGUUCAUGUUGGGGUGGAACUCACGCUAGAUUUUUUCGAUGUUCAAAACAUUUCUUGCGUUCACGAUCUCCAAACCUAUAUCGAUCUUCUAAACCAACGGAGAACUAACUCGAGAUCAGUCGAUUCCGAUGAAGAUGAGGACAGUGACAAUGUUGCAUUAGAGUUUUUAAAGACAAAUGGCGAGAAGAUGAUGUUCUUGAAGAGACAACGAAUGAUGUAUUGGUCCAAUGCCGUGGAUCUACUUUUUUCUUUUUCUAACCAUAUGUCGUAUUGUAAUAUAUUUUAG